AUGGAUGAUGUAUAUAAGGCAGCGGUUGAAAAUUUGACAGAGGAACAAAAAAAUGAGUUCAAGGCUGCAUUUGACAUCUUCAUCCAGGAUGCAGAGGAUGGCUGCAUAAGCACCAAAGAGUUGGGGAAGGUGAUGAGAAUGUUGGGACAGAACCCCACUCCUGAAGAAUUACAGGAGAUGAUUGACGAGGUGGAUGAGGAUGGCAGUGGCACAGUUGAUUUUGAUGAGUUCUUGGUUAUGAUGGUCCGCUGCAUGAAGGAGGAGAGCAAAGGAAAAUCAGAGGAGGAGUUGGCUGAACUUUUCCGCAUGUUUGACAAGAAUGGAGAUGGCUACAUAGACUUAGAGGAGCUGAAGACCAUGCUGGAGUCUACUGGAGAAACCAUCACGGAAGACGAUAUUGAGGAGCUGAUGAAGGAUGGAGACAAAAACAAUGAUGGCAGAAUUGAUUAUGACGAAUUUCUGGAGUUCAUGAAAGGUGUGGAAUAA
Molecule: messenger RNA, 486 nt
Organism: Limanda limanda (common dab)
Lineage: Eukaryota; Metazoa; Chordata; Actinopteri; Pleuronectiformes; Pleuronectidae
Product: troponin C, slow skeletal and cardiac muscles-like
Exons: 6
Coding region: 1-486 (161 amino acids)
Cellular component (GO): myosin II complex
Molecular function (GO): calcium ion binding
Source: RefSeq, a predicted model, not a curated record